GAGGGAGGGUAGUUAGACAGACAGAGUCAAACGCAACUCCAGAGCCCACAGAGACCAGUGGCUGCUGGCACUUCUAGUGUUUUUUUUUGUGUCAUUUUGUUUAAACAUACAGUUUACACAGUUCCAUCAGAUCUGGACUUUUUUUUCCUUCUCUUUGCGUGUUUGUUGCUCCGGACAAAGGUGUGCUCUGUCUGUGGAGGGGACCGGCCGGAUGCCAUGGAACCGCUGCUGCCCGCAGACACGGACGUGAUGGAGCCAGAGGCAGACAAGGACGCCAGGAGGAAGAUCCAGUUCUCCGUGCCUUCCUCCGGGCCCCCCCAGCUGGACCCGCGACAGGUGGAGAUGAUUCGACGCCGGAGACCGACACCGGCGACUCUCUUCAGACUCACAGACCCGCCUUCACCAGAGGAAGACAUUGGACCUCACCAGUGGGUUCUGGGGGAAAACGGAGCCUUGAAAGCCAAACUGGUUCACGCAUCGACCUACGAGCCGCCGUCACUUAAAGCGGUCCAGAGAAUGGCCCUGGCCCACCUCGCCUCCAUGGACAUGUCCUCUGUGGACAAAGAUGAGCCCUCUUCCGGGGAGGAGGACGAGGAACGGGAGAAGGAGAGCGAGCCGACAGCAUCAGCGUCAGAUCUGGAACACAAACCUCUCAGGGAACCGUCUGCUCCGCCGGACAGUUUGACAAGUGGCCCCCGCCGAGAUGAAGACGAGGCUAAAGAAAGAGAGGAAGAAAAGGGAGAAUGACAAAAAAAAGAACCGGGACUCCGAAGGAGCCUAAAUGUUAAUGUGGAACAGACUUGCGUGGCACCGUGGUGUCCAGUGUGUGCGCGUGUAUGGGUGGACGUGUGAGAGUCCGUGCUAUGUGGGUCUGCGGGUGUGAGCAUGAAUGAGACCAAGGAAGUUAAUGUGGAAAAGAGGUGGAAGGUUAAUGAGCAGUUAUGAGGCAAACUUUAACGAGAGAUGGAAACCGCGGCUCGGCCAGGCGAGGAAGCCGGGGGGUCGGUUCCACUCGGCCGAGGGUUCUGUCCAAGGUUACAUCAGAACUGCACUUCUUUGUUUAAACAGGAUUCAACAGAAACGUGAGACUAUGGCUGAUUUGUUUGAGAAGCCUAAAACCACGUGUGGAGAAUCAGAUUAUAAAUGUACCUUUUCUUCACACACAUGCACACUGGUCACAUGUCACGUGGUGCUGGACCACACAUUUCAAAGACAACCACAACGAGCGGAAUGACCGCUGAAGAUAAGCCGGCGUAUACAAUGUAUGCAUAUUAAAGAUUUGUUCAUCUGUAGUCUGAUGGUGCAACAAUGUUUGAGGGUCCUGAUGAAGUUAUUUUAUCGUAUUUGUCACAGUUCAACUGCAGAUUAUCUAAAAGGUCCAAACACAAUUACAGUAUAUGAUACACAGAUAUGGCACACUUUAUGACUUGCAUAUAAAUGCAUACUAUCAUAUAAAAAGUAUAUAGUAUAUUGAAACCAAUAUACUAUAUACUGAGCCAAUUCCCAAAAUCAUGAAACCAAAGAAAGUCAAACAAUCAGAGGAUGUUUUGCAGACAAUUUGAGUGCAGUCUUAACCACAUAUGUAUCAGAUUAAAUCAUAACAGACAAGUCCAACUAAUAAUGCUGCUGCAUCACAGUUUGAUAAUAUAAACAAGCCCAGGAUGAUCAUUGGAAACUGGAUGAGGACGUAUUUUUUCAAAAAUGUAUAUGAUGAGUGUGGAGGUUCAUUUUUUACCUUGUUCAUAGAAUAUGUUUUGCGAUGGCUGCUUAUCAAACAAUUAUAAAAGUUUGUGUGAAUGAAACUUAAUCUGCAGGAAUGUCAACGCCUCGAUCAUAUUUCUUUUCAUAUUUCUUUUCUAAGAAAAGAAAGACAACCUACUUUAUUUGGCAUUCUACAACGAGAGAACAUGUCAUUUGAACAUGUGGGAUUGGGUUAUAAUGUUUGAAUACAGCAAAUGACAACACAACGCGAGUUCUGACCAAGAAUGUUUUUGCACUUUCAUGGUCUUUUUUUUGUGUCCUCUUGUGACCGGCCUUGGAUUAAUAUGUGUAGUCUACAAUAUUCCCAACAAAGUCAGCGGAUCAGAUAAACCACAAUGCUCAUAAUAUUCGUCCUUACGAUUAUAAUAAAGAGCACGAUUUAGCAUGCAGCAUUUUCCUAUAAAGCAAUGUACUCCCCCAGAAACAAUCCCUCCUGACCAUCAUUUACCACACAUAAGAGGUGUGUGUUGCUUCCCAUAUCUAGACCCUGCUCUCUCCUACGCUAUUUUCCUCUUAACAUGCUCUGUUUGGUAUGUUUCUGGCACCGCAAGCAAAUUAGCAGCUCACAUGGUUUUCAGCUUUAUCCGGUCUGGCAUUUUUACAUAUAUUUCUAAAGCACAUAAUACCGUGAAAGGCAGAAUACAACCAGGUGGAAACAUGUUGCAAACAAGAUCUCUUUCGCAGUGGCUCGUUUGCCGGAGAGGAGGGCACAACUUCUUAAGAGCUACGUGUUUGAAAAACUCAAACGAACUGAUGGGAAAGAUUAAUAUUAGCCAAGUCUGAGAUAGAAAAGAACUCCAAUGGCCUAUAUUUAAGUAGCUACUCCAGAUAGCAGAGGACGGAUGGCCAGCGAUUAAAAGUUUUAAUUAUUUCAUCGUAUUCUCAAAUGUUUAAGUUGAUA
This is a messenger RNA of Pungitius pungitius (ninespine stickleback), 2662 nucleotides long. Its product is annotated as protein phosphatase 1 regulatory subunit 1B-like. Gene Ontology annotation, molecular function: protein phosphatase inhibitor activity. The transcript is spliced from 5 exons. Gene Ontology annotation, biological process: intracellular signal transduction. Gene Ontology annotation, cellular component: cytoplasm. Lineage: Eukaryota; Metazoa; Chordata; Actinopteri; Perciformes; Gasterosteidae. The coding region runs from base 217 to 747 and encodes 176 amino acids. The record is from RefSeq and is a predicted model, not a curated record.